Debaryomyces fabryi is the source of this 3480-nucleotide messenger RNA. RefSeq names its product histone methyltransferase (gene DOT1). The transcript has a single exon. The coding region runs from base 1 to 3480 and encodes 1159 amino acids. Gene Ontology annotation, molecular function: histone H3K79 methyltransferase activity. Gene Ontology annotation, cellular component: nucleus. The record is from RefSeq and is a predicted model, not a curated record. Gene Ontology annotation, biological process: DNA repair; regulation of transcription regulatory region DNA binding; DNA damage checkpoint signaling. NCBI's taxonomy places the organism in Eukaryota, Fungi, Ascomycota, Pichiomycetes, Serinales, Debaryomycetaceae.
AUGGAAACGUUAUCGGUAGGUUGUAAAUCCCAUCUGGACAUAAGUGAUAAUAAACGGAAGUUAAUGAACAGUGGAAUAUAUACACCCGACAGCAAUUCUGAUUCUCCAAACCCGAAAUCAGAUAACAGCUCUAGUGACGAGUCCAAAUCACUCUCGAAUUCAAAUUCAAUUUCGUUUUGCAAUUGGGCAGACGAAGAGAUUAGUUUACUUGAAAAUCAAAUAAAGAAUGAUCUCACAUUAGACACACUAACUUCAAGAUUUCCUAGCAAGCCACUUGCAUUGAUUAUAAAAAGAAUUCAGGAACUAAAACCUACUCUCGAUUGGACAAAAAACGAAAUAUAUUUAUUAGCUGGAAUAAUAUUAAAUGAUUCAAGUUCUGUCGCAAAGGAUCAUAAAGACAAGUUUCCGUGCCGUAGUCUUUCCAAUUUAAAUAAAAAAUUUCAAUACUACAAAAGUAUGAUACGAAGGUUAAAUGGAAUAGAUCAUUUUUCUAAAUGGACAGAGACAGAAAUAGCUUCUUUAUUUUCUUUAGUAGAUUAUGAUCUCACAAAGGGAAGCUUGCAAAGGGAGCUUCCCAAUAAAAGUAUUGCAGAAAUCAGGGACCUUGUUAACGAAUUGAAGAUACAUUCAAACUUCAGCAACACUGAAUCUGUUUUAUUUAAAGAGGCAAUAGCUGAUAAUAGGUCAAUUGAAAGUAUAUUAGACCAGUUCCCUCUUAUGGAUAAAGAAGGAUGUAACAGAAGAUUAUUAAAAUUGAAUGAGUUACCGCAACAUAGAGAUACUGCAAGAAAAAGAUUAGAAGAGCUUGAAAAGCUAAUUCAAAAAGAGAUCACGCAAAUAAAGGAAUCCAUAAAUUUAACGCGCCUAAAGCAUUUACUUGUUACUGACCUUACAAGAAAUCAACUCAGAUCUCUGUUUCCUGGUGUUUCUAUGAAGCAUAUGAAGUCUGUUGCUAAAGAAAUAGGUUUUGAUGAAUCUGGUGAAUUUACAGCUGCGGAAGUGAACUUUUUAAAAAGUGCUCUCAAGGGAAAUACAAAAUUAAAGGCAAUCAUGGACGAGUUGCCUUUCAGGGGUCAAUUGUCAAUUGAAACUAAAAUAAACGAAAUAGAACCGGAUAGAAGGAGAACGGUUUUUACAAGUCAGGUUGAUGAAUUGUUAUAUAUGGCUAAGUGGUAUAGCUCAGAUAAUUUUGGUAAUUUGAGUCGUAGAAGAAAUUCACGUUAUGCAUCUGAAGUAGAGAAACAUAAAGAUCAAGCAGAUUAUUCAAAGAAGUCUAGUGAACUUAACUUAAAAAAAGAGGCUAUUGAGGAAAAAGUGGAACCGCGUGGCACAAGAGUUAUAAGGAAACACUUAGAUCCUAAAACAAGGGAAAAGCGAUUAAAGAAAGAAACUUUAGAUGGUAAAAGUAAAGAGCAAAAGCUCACCAAGUCAAAAAAGCCAAAUUCUAUGGUCCAAGUCUUGAAAGAGGAAUCAGCAUAUUUUCAAACUGUCACAGGUGAUAGAUGUGUACUCAAAGAAGGUCAAAAGAGAAAGCGCGAGAGACGACCCAUUAUUAAACCAGAGAAGAAAUUAAAAGGAUCAAAGAGUCAAAAUUCUAUUAAAGCGAACGGUGUAAGCAAAUCUAAAAACCCAGUGAAAAGUGAUGUAAAAAUUGAAAAGGUUAAAGAAAGAAAGAGUUCCAAGUCCUUAAAGGCAGGAAAACUUGACAGGUCAGAUAUUCUGAUUGGUCCCGAAAUUGAAAUGCCUUCAGCAAAAAAAAACAUUAAAAUUGAAAAGGAAGAAAGAAAGAGCCCUUACGAUCCAGAAGAUAUAUCUUCUGAUACUUUGAUUCCUCUAUAUGGGCGUCAACUAUAUGUGAAUGCAGUGUAUGAAGAUCAGCCAUGUCCGCCUAAGUUGUUAUUUACAGAAGAUGCAAACAUUAUGAUCCAAAAUUGCAGCGAAAUAUCUUUAACCGAUACUAUAGCAGCAGAUAUUAUUUCACAGCAUUGUAAAAAUUAUCGAGACAUGCCCAUUUCUUUUCCACCAUUAACGAUCAUGGAUAGAAAUGCGAAUAGUAUGAUACUCAAUCCAAUGAACAAAAUUAGAAUACGAUUUUUGCUUUAUCCUCAACACAGUGAGUUGUUUAUAUUAGCUGAGCCUAAAUCUAACGAGUUAGACCCUAUCAAUGAGAUUAAGAAGCUCUUUCAACUUCAUUACUCAUUAUUUUUUUCUCAUUCUUCAAAAUUGAAGAAAAUUAUUCUAAACGAAUACAACAAAGAAAUUGAUAGCUCUAUUGAGGAAAAUGAUUUUGUUAGAUUUAUGUUUGUAAUAGACAAAUGGAACCGUUUAAUGGUAGAGUUGACGCCCAAUGAUGUUGAUAUAGGUUCUCAUGAUAUUAACCAAGAAAUUAGGGCUUAUUUCCUGCCUAAUGAGAUCAAAAUUCCCACCGAUGAAGAUAUUCGCUUAGAUCUUUUCUUUUCAGAGAUUCAACUAACUGGUGAAGAAAAUACAAUGUCUGAUAAUGAUCCUAUAGAGCCACUGAGCCCUUCUUUUGAUUUAAUUAAAUGCAAGAAACCUCGUUUCAAAUAUAGUAUACCAAACCGCCUUACACCUCCUAUAUCUUCAGAAGAAGAUGACAAAGAAAAUGAGCCACCUACAGAGAAUCUUAAGGAUAGUAAUAGCAUUAAUAAUGCUAAUAAAGGCAUUAUUCCGUGUACCCCAGUUAAAUUCAGUACUAGAAAUAAAGUUGUUGUGAAUGCUGUGAGGCCCGAGAACUACGAAUUAAACUUCUUUCGUCAUCUCAGAGAAAAGACUAACGUUUCUAGAUUUUGUUUACAGCAAAUUCUUUUACGUAUAUAUUCGAGGAUUGUAUCGACAGAGUCAAGGAAGCUCAGAUCGUACAAGGCUUUUACAGCUGAGGUAUACGGUGAAUUAUUGCCCUCGUUUACUAGUGAAGUCCUAACUAAGGUAAACUUACAGCCACAUCAUAAAUUCUACGACCUAGGCUCUGGGGUAGGCAAUACCACGUUUCAAGCUGCUUUAGAGUUCGGGGUAUAUCUUAGUGGUGGUUGCGAGAUAAUGGAGCAUGCUUCCAAAUUGACUGAGUUACAGACUAUGUUACUUAAGAAGCAUUUAUCAUUGUUGGGAUUGAAAGAUUUACCAUUAAAUUUUGCACUCCUGCAAAGUUUUGUUGAUAAUGACAACGUUCGUCAAGCAGUUAUUGAAUGCGAUGUACUUCUUGUCAAUAACUACCUCUUCGAUGUUAAUUUGAAUACUGCUGUAGGGAGAAUGUUAUUUGGUUUAAAGCCUGGUACGAAGAUUAUAAGCUUGAGAAAUUUUAUAAGACCAAGAUAUAAGGCUUCAGGUGACAAAACAAUAUUUGAUUAUUUAAAAGUUGAAAGACAUGAGAUGAGCAAUUAUCUCUCAGUCAGCUGGACUGCAAACAAAGUGCCAUAUUAUAUUUCUACAGUGCAAGAAAAGAUUUGCGAUGAAUAUAUUUAA